AUGUAUUCAACUCCAUUGAAAAAAAGAGUUGAUUACGAUCACGAAACUUUUACAGUUGCCAACUCCUUAGGACGAAAUCGUUCACAGAAUCAGUUAAGAGAUGACCCUGACCAAGGUAAGCUCAAUUUGUCAGGCAGUUCCUUCCAGACUAAGAAAUCAACCAAUAACAAUAUAAUGAACAAUUGUGGUGAAAUGGGAAGCACUGUUGAAUCAGAACUUCACGACGUAAAUACGCACGUCAAAGUAAGUGGAUUGGCUUCGUCUGAACCGUUGCAGUUGGCGAGUGAAUUCGUUCAGGAUUUGAACUUUAGAGACAAGAAUACCCCGGUACUAGACAAUGCAGACUACUGCAGAAAAGGUGUAGAUUAUAAUUUCUCAGAUGAAGUGGGUGGGUUAGGCGCAUUUACCCCCUUUCAAAGACGACAGGUGAUAAAUAUACCAGAUGAAGUUCUAUUAGAAGUUUCGAGCACAGAAAUCAAGAGUGAUAUGGGUAUAUUCCCUGAAUUGAACUUCUGUUGGAUAACUUCUGAUAAUAAAUUGAUCUUGUGGAACAUCAAUAAUAGUUCAGAAUUCCACUGUAUUGACGAAAUCGAGCACACCAUUUUGAAAGUGAAAUUGGUCAAGCCUAGGCAAAAAACUUUUGUUUCUUCUGUUGAAAAUCUAUUGAUAGUCGCGACCCUUUUUGAUAUAUACAUUUUGAAAAUAUCGUUUGAUGACCUUACUCAUGAGCUCAAUAUCUCUAACACAGGGCUAAAAGUGAACGCUACUGGACUUAAUGUGUCUAAUAUAAUUAACUAUGAAAAAACUGGGCAAAUUUUUUUUACUGGUUCAACUGAUGGUGUCAAUGUGUGGGAGUUACAAUAUAAUUGCUCGGAGAAUCUAUUUAAUAGCAAGUGUAACAAAAUAUGUCUAACAAAGUCAAGCUUAGCGAACUUGCUGCCUACAAGACUAAUACCUAACGUGCCUGGAGGAAAGUUGAUACAAAGAGUACUAGAAGGGGAUGAUGAAGUAGGAGAAGAGACUAUAUUACAGCUCGAUCUUGACCAAUCAAGAGGUAUUUUGCAUACAUUGUCAACAAAAUCAAUCAUCAGAUCUUACCUAAUAACUAAUAAUGGGCUAGAAAGCCCAGCCAUGAUUGACGCUCCUCAUAUCAGGCGUAGUAUAAGCGCAUUUGGUCUAAAGGAUUCUCCUUUACUCACUAAUCGGGCUUUCAAGAUUGCUAAAAUUGUUUCCAUUUCAAAGUGGGAGAGCAAUGAUAUGUUUUUGGCCGUUAUAACUACUUCUGGCGUACGUUUAUAUCUUAAGGGCAUCACUUCCAAGAGAUCAAUUGGUUCACUUAAAUUAGACUUUUUAAAGUUACCCCCCACCUGUCUAUUCAACUCCUUUGUGAAGAAUGAUUUUUCAACCGUCAAUCACAGCCAUUUAUACUCAAAGGAUAAGAGUUUAAUUUCGGCACAAAAAGCCAGCUCAGUCUAUAUCAAUACCUCUUACGCUAGUACUAUUAUAUCGCCAGGUAUAUACUUCACUUCCGUGACUAAACCUAGUAAUUUCGGAGAAUUAUCGAACGAUAAUGCUAGAAAAGAUGGACAGGAAAAAAGAGAGGAACACAAACUUUAUGUAAGUGCUCCAGACUAUGGUCUAUUAAAAAAUUAUGGUAAAUAUGUUGAAAAUACGGUAUUGCUCGAUACGACAGAUGAAAUCAAAGAAAUUGUUCCUUUGACCAGAUGCUUUAACUAUACAUCUACUCCACAAGGUUAUGCUAAUGUUUUUGCCUCACAAUACAACGUGGAGCCAUUAAAAGUUGCUGUUUUAACGAGCAAUGCCUUAGAGAUAUAUUGCUAUCGUACUCCUGAUGAGGUUUUUGAAAGUUUGAUUGAAAACCCCUUACCAUUCAUCCACAAAUAUGGUUUAUCUGAGGCUUGCUCCACGGCACUGUAUUUAGCUUGUAAGUUCAAUAAAUCAGAGUAUGUUAAAGCAGGUGCAUUGGCUUUCUUCUCCGCUGGUAUACCUGGGGUGGUCGAAAUAAAGCCGAAAGAUUCUAGAGACAGUGGAUGCUUGUUGCAAAUUGCACAAAAGAAACUUGCUAAGUUCAGUGAAAGUGAUGACAUUGUGCUAUCUCCCAGAUUCUAUGGGUCAGCACUGUUAAUUACGAGACUCUUUAGCCAAAUUUGGGAAGAUAAGAUAUUCAUCUUUAGAAAGGUUUCCAGGGCAGAUAAAUCCAAUAUGUUUGGCAUUUCUAUAACCAGACCACAAGUUGAGUAUUACUUAUCGUCAAUAUCUGUUUUGGCAGAUUUCUUUAAGAAUCAUCAUUCUUCUUUUGUAUCAUUUGUGGAUCCAAAAAAUAGCGAUGCUAUAACUGUAUCUGAUGCUGAAUCUAUUGCCAUGAAUUCUCUUAUCUUACUGAUAAAUUCUAUCAAGGAUGCCCUUUCUCUACUAAAUGUGUUCUAUGAGGAUAUCGAUACUUUCAAAUCUCUGUUAAACACGCUUAUGGGUGAAGGGGGGAUUUACGACUCCAAAACUCGAGAAUAUUUUUUAAAUCUUGAGUUCCAUGAUUUGUUCACACCCAACAUAGAAACUAAACAAGUGAUAAAGGAGAUUUUGAUAGAAAUUGUUAAUGCUAAUAUUGCAAACGGUGCACCUGCAGAUUAUAUUAUGAAUGUUUUUAAAGAACGUUUCGGAUCCUUCUGUCAUGGUGCGGAUAUUUUAUGUUAUAGAGCAGGAGAGCAUUUAGAAGCCGCACAGAAAUUUGAAAUAAUAGAUUCCAAAAUAUCAAGAAAUCAUUUAGACACCGCAAUCGAUUUUUAUGAAAGGUGUGCAGAGAAUAUAAAGUUGGAUGAAUUAAGAAAUAUAGUGAAUAUGAUGGUAAAACUUGAUUAUCAGCCUAGAACCGUUGAAUUUCUACUUAAAGUUGCAGAUAAAAUUGAUAAAGCAAAUCAAGCACAAGAGUAUGUUUCUGGAGGUUGCAAGAUCGAUGAUCCCAGGAGAGUGUUCUACAAUAAACGUGUUGAUGUGUAUAAAAUAAUAUUCGACAUCCUGAAAAGCGUUGAUGACAAUACAUCUAUUGAACAAUCCGUCCCGGCGAAAAAUAUAGCGAUUUCUUCGCCAGCGUUAUCACUGAAGGAAAGUAUUUAUUCGGUGAUAAUUAACAGUAACAACAGACUCUUCCACUAUUGCUUUUAUGAUUGGCUAGUCGCAAAUAAAAGACAAGAUGGCUUGUUACAAUUAGAUUCUCAAUUUGUUUUACCAUAUUUGAAAGAGAGAGCAGAAAAAUCAUUAGAAAUCAGUAAUUUGUUGUGGCUGUACCUAUCGAAAGAGGAAUGUUUCUUCGAAGCGGCCGCUGUUCUAUAUGCUUUAGCUAGUUCUGAUUUUGACUUGAAAUUAAGCGAAAGGAUCGAAUGCCUGGCAAGAGCAAAUGGAUUUUGUGAUAGCUCAACUUCAUUUGAUCAGAGGCCGGCGUUGGUCCAGCUGUCAGACAAUAUACAUGAGCUCUUUGAUAUAGCUGCUAUUCAGGAUGACUUACUCAAUUUGGUGCGAAGGGAAACAAGAAUCAACGAAAAUUACAAGAAGCAACUACUUUUAGAACUUAAUGGAAAGGUUCUCCCAUUAUUCUAUCUCUUCAAUGACUAUGCAGAUCCAUUAGAAUAUUAUGAAAUAAAACUAAAAAUUUUCAGAGCUUCUCACUUUAACGAUGAAAAAGUCAUUCAGGAAGAAUGGGAUCGAUUGAUCGAUAGCAUAAAAAAAACUGCCUUGUUUGAUGGGAAAGAUGAAGGACAAGCAUUUUUUUUCUCCGCAAUUUCGAGCACCUUAAUUCGAAUUGGUAAAACAACUCACGAUACGGACGUUAUCUUCCCGGUUCAUUUCUUAAUCAAUAAAUUAUUUGCAUUGUUCCCCGCUACACCUUCAACUGCUGACGGAUCUAUCAGUUCAAUAUUUUUACUGGCGGGAAUUUCUCAUUUAAAGCUUUAUUACAUUCUGAAGGAUAUCAUAAAAAACUCUGAGGAAAACAUCGAAAUGGCAAGGAAAGAAAUAGUAUGGUUGAUCAAAGAAUGGUACCAAAAUGAUCCGGAAUUGCAUAAUUUUAUUGCACCGGAACAAAUUAAAAGAUUAGAGAAAUAUGAUCCGGAUACAGAUCCUAUUCAGAGUUAUGUGAAUGACAGACAGUCAUAA
Saccharomyces mikatae IFO 1815 is the source of this 4167-nucleotide messenger RNA. RefSeq names its product Nup157p (gene NUP157). The transcript has a single exon. NCBI's taxonomy places the organism in Eukaryota, Fungi, Ascomycota, Saccharomycetes, Saccharomycetales, Saccharomycetaceae. The coding region runs from base 1 to 4167 and encodes 1388 amino acids. Gene Ontology annotation, cellular component: nuclear pore inner ring; nuclear pore. Gene Ontology annotation, molecular function: structural constituent of nuclear pore. The record is from RefSeq and is a predicted model, not a curated record. Gene Ontology annotation, biological process: protein import into nucleus; protein localization to nuclear inner membrane; transcription-dependent tethering of RNA polymerase II gene DNA at nuclear periphery.